Molecule: messenger RNA, 810 nt
Organism: Selaginella moellendorffii
Lineage: Eukaryota; Viridiplantae; Streptophyta; Lycopodiopsida; Selaginellales; Selaginellaceae
Product: NAD(P)H-quinone oxidoreductase subunit U, chloroplastic-like
Exons: 4
Coding region: 56-787 (243 amino acids)
Cellular component (GO): NAD(P)H dehydrogenase complex (plastoquinone); chloroplast; chloroplast thylakoid membrane
Source: RefSeq, a predicted model, not a curated record
AAACCUCCUCUCCUCCCAUUUUUUGUGUGUUGUGUGGUGUGGCUUGCUCGCGGCCAUGGCGGUUGCCGGCUCGCUGCUGUGCACGCGAUUGCUCCUGGUGAGGCGGAGGCGGAUGUGCGCCAGGGCAAGCGAUGCGAGCGAGGCGAUUGAAAGGGCCCCGGUGGACAAGAGCCUGGCAGCGCCGCCGCCCAGGACGAAGGAUCCCCUGCUCACCAUGACCAACUUCAAGAAGGUGCUGGCCAGCAAAGGGCCGAUUACAGACGUGGACCACUAUGCACGCCUCCAAGUCCCGUGGCAAGCACCCACGUCUCAGAUUGCUGCUGCUUUCAAGGAGCGAGUGGACGAAGUGAUGGCUCUCAAGGAAGACGGCUGGAGCGACGAUGCAAUUCGCGAUCAGCUGCAACAGCUCCAGCAAUCCUUUGACGUAUUAACCUCGGAGCGGCAGCGGAGGCUGUAUGACUGGAGCAUUCUCCAGGAGAAGAACAAGAACAAACGCUACGUCUGGCCUUACGAGGCGGACAUCACCCAGAAGUACAGCCUCCCGGAUCCACCCGUGGUAUGCCAGCGUCCUGACUUUCCCGCCAGCUCUUUACAAAUCGUGCAAUGCAGGACGAGGAGGACAUGGAUGCAAUCAGAAAGGUGGGCUACUUCUUCCUGGGAUGGUUCGUCCUUUCCAUCUUCCUUGGUGUCUUUCUCCACUAGCUACGAAUCGUGUAAUCUUGUGUAUUAUCUAUCUCGCCUCGACAUUAUGGUGCUCGCGUCAAUACCUGGACACCGUCCCCUGUGACGAGCAGGGUGUGCUCGAACUGC